UCUAUUAUUUGGUAUAAUAGCGGGACACUUGAAUUUUGGCUUUGUCACUAACACAAGCUUUCUUCUUCAUUUCAGAUUCUAUUGACGGAUUCUCCUAUAACUCCAACCAAACACACCACCCACUUUCUUGUAAUUAUUUUAAAAAUUAGCUCAAUUGUGAAGUUGUAAUCUUUCAAGUCUAAGUAUUUUGUCUGUGCUGGGUAGCACUGAGGAAGAUUUCAAUUGAGGGCUAGAGAAUUGGCCCAAUCAGCUAAGAGUGGAGAAGCAAGUCGGUCUGUUAAUCUCGUCAGUGUCCUGUCAAGGUUCCACACUGUAUAUACUUUGACAAGUUGUCAGUGUCGCGAACUUGAUGAUUCUGCCCUUUUAGCCAGUUGCCUUAUCUUUUCGACAUGAGCAACCAGUUCGGUGAAGAUCAUGAAGACACAACUGUAGUGGGAUUUGAAGUUCCAAAGUCCCCGGAUUCAAGCUACAACAAUGCCUACCCCGGAAAUGAAGAUGAGGCACGGGACCCACCUGCAGUCCCUCCGCACCUGCAGCACACCUUGCUCAGCUACCCAGCAAGUGCAGACAUGUCCGAAACUAUUACCGAGCCGCAGAAUGUAAUUCUCAACCAUCUUUAUAUUGAGAACCGAGAGGCCCCACGAUCUGUGGUGGCACUCGGAUUCACUCACCGCUUCCGUUCAAAAUACGUUACUGUUGUGCUAUACAAACCUGUUCAGAGAAGGGGGAGUACCGGCACUUAAAUAUGCAUAUAGUAUUAUAAACCGUAAGUAGCGAUGUUUGAUUCCUCCCGAUUUAUGAUGGAAUUAGUCAUUAUUAACUGAAAUACGAGCAGUUAGCCAGACAGAAUAUUUAUCUCUCGCGUCAGCUGAUGGAAUCAUGUUUGUUUCGUUUAACUUGAUUUAUCAAUUCUCUCAUGAGCGAAGAUUUGCUAUACAUAUAAAGUUCUCCAUUCA
Messenger RNA from Mercurialis annua (annual mercury), 956 nucleotides. RefSeq names its product SNF1-related protein kinase regulatory subunit beta-3. NCBI's taxonomy places the organism in Eukaryota, Viridiplantae, Streptophyta, Magnoliopsida, Malpighiales, Euphorbiaceae. Gene Ontology annotation, molecular function: protein binding. The transcript is spliced from 5 exons. The record is from RefSeq and is a predicted model, not a curated record. Bases 390 to 743 code for a protein of 117 amino acids.